AUGGCCUUUCUAAUGAAAAGUAUGUUGAGCAACCAGGUAAAGAAUUUGGGACUUGGAGGUGGAGGGGAAGAAAACAAAGAAGAAAGCACUCCUUCUGAUCCAGCAGCAGCUGCAGGAAUGACCAGAGAGGAGUAUGAGGAAUAUCAAAAGCAAAUGGUUGAGGAGAAGAUGGAAAGAGAUGCAGCAUUUGCACAGAAAAAAGCAGAGCGAGCCGUUCUGAGGGUUCACCUGAGAGAAAAGUAUAGACUGCCCAAGAGUGAAUUGGAUGAGAAUCAAAUACAGAUGGCUGGAGAUGAUGUGGAGUUGCCAGAAGACCUUCAGAAGAUGGUGGCAGAAGAUCAGGAGGAGGAGGAGGACAAGGACUCUAUCCUGGGCCAGCUGCAGAACAUCCAGAACAUGGACAUGGAUGCCAUCAAAGAAAAGGCACAAGCCACCUUCACUGAGAUGAAACAGGCAGCUGAGCAAAAAUGUUCUGUGAUGUAGAAGAGCCACCACUGCCCAAGGGCUGUAACUUCAGUCUUGUGGUGCUGGGCCUGCAGGGGGAGAGCAGGCAGAGGGGUGCACGUAGCUCUAUAGCAUUCAGUGUAAAUAUAGAAAACUGAUGAGAGAGAGACUUAAAACCCUGAGGGGAGAAUAAAAAUUUACCUGCUGGGACUGCCUAGAAGGAAGUUAGAACUGAUCCUCAGUUUUGAACUAACUUUUUCCCCCCAUGGAAAAAAAUGGCUUUAAAGAAAUUAAUAUUGGGGAAAAAAUGUGCCUUUUCCCAUUUUUUUCCACGUGAUUGAAAUGCUAUUAAAUGUGUAUGUUUGAGCAAAAUUGUACUUCUGAUACAUCAC
This is a messenger RNA of Hirundo rustica (Barn swallow), 836 nucleotides long. It is a transcript of the gene CPLX4, whose product is annotated as complexin 4. Gene Ontology annotation, biological process: synaptic vesicle exocytosis; regulation of neurotransmitter secretion; neurotransmitter transport. Lineage: Eukaryota; Metazoa; Chordata; Aves; Passeriformes; Hirundinidae. Gene Ontology annotation, cellular component: SNARE complex; terminal bouton. Bases 1 to 483 code for a protein of 160 amino acids. The record is from RefSeq and is a predicted model, not a curated record. The transcript is spliced from 3 exons. Gene Ontology annotation, molecular function: syntaxin binding.